This is a messenger RNA of Sesamum indicum (sesame), 1087 nucleotides long. RefSeq lists its product as uncharacterized. Lineage: Eukaryota; Viridiplantae; Streptophyta; Magnoliopsida; Lamiales; Pedaliaceae. Gene Ontology annotation, molecular function: electron transfer activity; 2 iron, 2 sulfur cluster binding. The record is from RefSeq and is a predicted model, not a curated record. Gene Ontology annotation, biological process: P450-containing electron transport chain. Gene Ontology annotation, cellular component: mitochondrion.
GAGAGAGAGAGAGAGAGAGAGAGAGAGAGAGAGAGAGAUGAAAAGAGAAACGUCCGAUUAAGAAAGAGGCCGGUGCUUCUCCACUCUGAACGUUGGCAAGUAACAAUGGCGAUCUGUACACUCCACAAACUCGCCUAUCGAAUUACCAAACCCCCCUCACUCUCCCUUUCCGCGCGCGCAGUCAUCACCCGCUCUUAGUCCACAUCGCACAGGAGGGGCUCGAGAAGCUGCCGCCGCCGUCGUACGACGAGCAGUAUGUUUUGAAGCGGAAUUCCAGGAAUCGAGUCCUGAACAAGCAUUCGAGGCUUGGAUGCCAGGUUGUUCUCGCGCCUGAGCACCAGGGUAUGGUUGUUGCUGUUCCCGAGCCGAAACCAUGGGAUAUUCCUUAAUUUGGUAAUCCCUGCAGUAAGUUGGCACGGUGAUCAGGUGUAAGCUUUUCUGUUAAAUAAUACGGAUGGAUAAUUUGGGUACAUUAAUACGAUGAUGAUGAUGAAGAUAAUUAUGUCUUGCGGGUUGGUUUGCUUGUUGUUUCAUAACGUUCGAAGAAAUUCGAUGAAGUAGAUGCCUGCUGCAAUUUAUCCUGUGGCUGUGAAUUUGAUUUAUCGAAUGAAUUUUCUUAUUUCAUGGAUUCUUUUUACAGAUUUACAUGGAGACUAUCAUUGUUAUUCUUUUUCAGGCUUCAUAAAAGUAGGGCUUGUAUUUUAUGCAUAACGAGAGGAAGCGGAGCUCAAAUUCUUUACUCCCCCGCAGUGAGAGGAAGUGGAGCUCGAAUUCUUUAUUGCACCCCUUUCACCAUCCGCGUAUGUUAGAGGCUUUUAGCUCGUGAACUUCCAACUCGUACUACGUCUAGCUCAUAGAUAUACAACUUGUACUUGAUACAUCCAUAUCAGUUACCAAUGUAGGUGUAUUUGGCAAGACAUCAGCUAGUUGAGAAAGAGCUAUGUAGAAUAUGGUCGGCUUUCUGCUACACUGCUUUUUUACUUUGUGGUGAGUCAGGGAACAUAGAUUUAUUGUCUUCGGGAGAGUUGGGAUUGAGCACCUAUGGUUUUUCUAGGUCAACAAAAUGCUUCAUAGACCAAAAUUACUU